Messenger RNA from Tripterygium wilfordii, 1181 nucleotides. RefSeq names its product aspartyl protease family protein 1-like. The coding region runs from base 855 to 1166 and encodes 103 amino acids. The transcript is spliced from 4 exons. The record is from RefSeq and is a predicted model, not a curated record. NCBI's taxonomy places the organism in Eukaryota, Viridiplantae, Streptophyta, Magnoliopsida, Celastrales, Celastraceae.
CUCUCCACCGGAAAAUUCUUCCGGUGGCCCGUCAAGAAGGGAGGCUUCGAGUAUUAUGCCAUCUUGGCACAGGGCGAUCGACUUCUGCGUUUGCGCCGUCAAGGCCAGCCCUGAGCAAAAAAUUAUUUGGAGGCCUUUAUACAUAAAAAACAUAAAAUAUGACACAAGAAAUAAUAGAAAAGACUUACUUGAGAACUGAGAUGAGAGCCAUGGCUACCCUAAUGCUCUUUGCGGUAGUGAAGAGAAUGAAACCCUAGGAUCGAAUCUGAGCAACAGAAUGUUGUGUAAUUGGACUUUGUUUCAGUAUACAUUUAUAUAUAUAUAAAAAAUAUAUAUAUUGGGCCCCAGAUUGAGGGCCCCCGGCGGUCGUCCAGGCCGGGCCGUGCUCAGGGCCGGCCCUGUGCGCUGUAGUAAGCUUUCCGAUUUGGAGUCGCCCCUUGAUUUCUAUGACGGGAACUCGACUUUUCUGAUUAGCUCGCUGGGAUUGUAAGUUUCUUUUGUGUUUACUAUCAAGUAAAUUGAAUUUGUAUUUGUUUUGGUCGGUGUUUCGUUUCUUUUUGCACAGUUUGCAGUAUGUGACAGUCGAAUUGGAGAUGCCAGGGAUGAAAUUCAUGGUGACGCCAUGUGAUUGUAGUAGAGGCGCCUACUCAGGGAGUUUGAGCCAAGUGUUUACAGUCUUAAAGGGUCAUCAACAGGCAAAAGGGUCACCUUCAACAACCUCUUGUGUGAACACCAUACUCGCUGCCCUGGAACAUUCAGUGAUUGCCCUUACGUGGUCUCUUAUGUCUCUGCUCAAACUUCUACUUCUGGGAUUUUGGUGGAGGAUGUUCUGUGCUUAGCUACAGGAGAUACUAAUGAGGAGUUGGUUGAGGCAUAUCACAUAUGUCACAUUUGGCGGUGAACAGGUUCAGAGUGGUUCAUUUCUUGACAUUGGGGCUCCCAAUGGCUUGUUUGCGCUUGGUAAAGAAAAGAUAUCAGUUCCUAGUAUUUUAUCCAGGGAAGACUUGAUGGCAGAUUCUUUACCUAUGUCUUUUGGACAUGAUGGAAUCAGAAGAAUCAAUUUUGGAGACAAGGGCAGUUCUGACCAGGAAGAGACCCCAUUUAAUGCCGAAUCCACCACAGUAAAUGCCCGACUUAUAAUAUUACAGUGGUUCAAAUUCGAGUAGGAACAACUUUAAUUG